Aegilops tauschii subsp. strangulata is the source of this 1463-nucleotide messenger RNA. RefSeq names its product protein RETICULATA-RELATED 3, chloroplastic. The record is from RefSeq and is a predicted model, not a curated record. NCBI's taxonomy places the organism in Eukaryota, Viridiplantae, Streptophyta, Magnoliopsida, Poales, Poaceae.
CGCUGUCGCGGCACGUAUACAUAUUGCGCCGCGCACCCACUCCCCACCGAACCACCGCACCACAUCACACCAACCCCCAAAACCUCCCCGCAUCUGGCGCCUCUCCCCCGCCGCCGCCGCCGCCGAGGACACCGAGCUUCUCCCCCGCCUGAUCGCCAUGGCCGCCCCGACGGCCUUCGCCGCCGCCAAGUUCCUCCCCUCCGCCCACCUCGACUCCUCCGCCCGCCUCGCGCCGCUCCGCGCCGCCCCGACCUCCAACCUCGCCUUCUCCCCGCUGCCCGCCUCCUCCUCGGCACUCCUCGCCCUCCGCUCAGCUUCCCCGUCCCCGUCCCCAUCCGGGCCGGGAGGGAAGCUGCCCCCGCCCCCGCCCCCGCGCUCCUACGGCGGCGGCGGCGGCGGAUCUGGCGACGCAGCGGACUCCGGGGGCGCCAGCGACGGCGCCGGCGGCCGCGCAGGCAUCCUCGGCAUGUUCCUCGCCGGGUGGGCGGCCCGCGUCGCCGCGGAUCCCCAGUUCCCGUUCAAGGUGCUCAUGGAGGAGCUGGUCGGCGUCACCGCCUGCGUGCUCGGCGACAUGUCGUCCCGCCCCAACUUCGGCCUCAACGAGCUCGACUUCGUCUUCUCCACCCUCGUUGUCGGAUCCAUCCUCAACUUCGUGCUCAUGUACAUGCUCGCUCCCACAGCCGGGGUCUCCGCCGCCGCCUCUGCCGCCGCCUCUGCCGCCGUCUCCUCCCUCCCCAGCCACAUGUUCGAGCCGGGUGCUUACUCGCUCGGCUCCCGCGUCGCGACCCUCGUGUCCAAGGGCACCACGUUCGCGGUGGUGGGGUUCGGGGCCGGGCUCAUGGGCACCGCGAUCUCCAACGGGCUCAUCGCCUUGAGGAAGCGCAUGGACCCGGCCUUCGAGACCCCCAACAAGGCGCCGCCCACGCUGCUCAACGCAGGCACCUGGGCGCUCCACAUGGGCAUCAGCAGCAACCUGCGAUACCAGACCCUGAAUGGGGUCGAGUUCCUCCUUGGCAAUGUCAUGCCACCCCCGGUCUUCAAGGUGUCCGUGAUCGCACUCCGUUGCAUGAACAACGUGCUUGGUGGGAUGUCCUUCGUGUUGCUUGCAAGGCUCACUGGUGCGCAGAAAUCAGAUAAGCCGGCAUCUUCUGAUUCAGAAGCCAAGGAGAGAUUGAUAGCUGAGGGCGAUGCCAUUGCUGCUAAUGUUAGCAGUGAGGACAAGUGAUUUGGGUAUAGUAGACGGUAAGUAGGUCGGGGCAUGCUUGCUUGCGUUGUGCAUCGCCCUAGCCUCCUUUGCUUGGACACAGGCCAAGAAACUUGUAGAUGGUAAGUCGGUCGGUUGGUUGGUAAUAAUGAGUGAGGCUUGAAAUAUUUUGUUCAGUCAGUUCAUGGUGAUUUGGUGUUAUGAGAUGGCUUGCUUAGAUGAUCUUAGAAUAAAGUUUUAUCAUUCUCCCGUGUGCUCA